Dothidotthia symphoricarpi CBS 119687 is the source of this 1229-nucleotide messenger RNA. Its product is annotated as alpha/beta-hydrolase. The record is from RefSeq and is a predicted model, not a curated record. The annotation marks the transcript as partial. Gene Ontology annotation, molecular function: hydrolase activity. NCBI's taxonomy places the organism in Eukaryota, Fungi, Ascomycota, Dothideomycetes, Pleosporales, Dothidotthiaceae. The transcript is spliced from 3 exons.
UACAUGUUAGCUAAAUAAUCGCUACAACAAACGCAUCGUAAGAUAUCUCUAAGCAUUUUCGAGCGUAAGCGAGCGGUGUUUUGAAGGUGACGUCAUCUCCACUUUGAGAGGCAAUCGAGACUCGCAGGAUCAUCCUAUACAUCUGGAAGAGAAUUUAAAACUCCCUGAGCCUGCAGGUGCUGGCUUCGCUGUUUUAAACGUUGAUACUGACACGUCAAGUUAGCAUGGCACAUCUUACGCGGGAGGAGGUCCUGGAUUCAGGAUUGGUGGCUCCUGAGUAUAAGAAGGCUUUUGAAGCACGACCAAUAGACAUCAGCGGCUCAGAUUUCUUCGAGCAUCGCGCGGCACGAGCUGCGCAUCUUGAGAAACUGCGACACCUAUAUCCCAUCCCCGGUCCCAUCCCGGGAAUUGUCAAGGAAACGUUGUUUGAUGUUGGCACAAGAGAUAGCGCAUCCAUCCGUGUUCGUGUGUACCAACCUGUAAAUGGCCCUCCACAAGGUGGAAGUCCGUUGGUUAUGAUGUAUCACGAGGGCGGCUGGAGUAUGGGUGAUCUGACAGACGAGGAUUUGAACUGCAGGAUGUUUGUGGCCGAGCUCAAAGCCGUGUGUGUUAACGUUGAAUAUCGUCUUGCUCCUGAGCACAAGUUUCCCACUGGCGUCAACGACUGUUGGGACGCUCUGAAAUGGGCUCUCACCAAUGCCGAUAUGCUCAAGGCGACACCAUCUCGUGGUCUCAUAGUGGGCGGCGCAUCCGCAGGUGGCAACAUCGCCGCUGUCCUAGCUUUGCUGGCACGCGAUGAAGAGCUCGAUCCGCCGAUCACUGGGCAGUAUCUUUGUGUCCCAGUCCUGCUACCUGACACCAAUGUACCGCAGCAUCUGGUGCAUCUCUACGAAUCUCGCCUCAAGAGUGUCCAAGAUCCCGUUCUCAAAGGACUACAGCCUGGAAUGAUCGAGGCCAUUUACGGACCAGAUGCGCAUUCGCCUUUGUGGGACCCUUUCAAUCAUCGGGACGGUCAUAAACGCGUCGCGAAAGCCUUUUUCCAAGUCGGUGGCCUGGAUCCGUUGCGUGAUGAGGCGAUUCUGUAUGAUCGAGUCUUGAGGGAAGCUGGGGUGUUGACGCGGGUUGAGCUGUACAAAGGGUAUGGACAUAUGUUUUGGACAAACUAUCCAGAGCUGGAAGCCAGCAAGUCAUUUGUGAACGAUACGUUAGUUGGUAUGAGAUGGUUGCUU